AUGGUCGCCGCCGCGCCGAGGCCGAAACCGCCGUCGCGUGUUUGCGAAGCUCUCGAAAAAGGGGCGCGCAGCAUGAGAGCGGCCGUGAACACACCACCUCCGCACUGCUACUCGCGACGCCGCACCAGCGCCACGCUGCUGGAUGCGCGCCAUGUGUUCGACCACGUGCCGCAGCGGCGCCUGCCGACCCUGGCCGCGGAACUCCGCGCGCGGCCCGUGGCCGCGGCCGCCCGGAGGCCAGCGCGGCGCUCGGCCGCGUCUGCUUCUGCGCCCACCUGUGGUGCCGCUUCAGCUCUCAUGGUGUCCUCCCAGCUCACCUCCUCUGACGUAGCCCAACGUUCAGAGGAAUGGUUUGCUCUUCGCAAGGACAGGCUCACCACAAGCACCUUCAGUACUGCUUUGGGUUUCUGGGCUGGCAACAGAAGAGCAGAGCUGUGGAAUGAGAAAGUCUUUGGAGCAACAGAGAUCAAGCUGGCGGAUACUGCUAGGUCUGCCAUGGACUGGGGCACGCAUCAUGAAAGCGUAGCCAUAGAGCAGUACACAAGCAUCACAGGAAGACUGGUGGGCACCCUUGGCUUCGCGGUGCACACCGAGGCCAAAUCCGGAUGGCUUGGAGCUUCGCCUGAUGGAGUCCUUGGGUGCGAACCGGACGGCGGGAUCCUGGAAGUCAAGUGUCCGUUCAACAAGGGCAAGCCCGAGCUCGCUCUGCCCUGGCGCGCCAUGCCGUACUACUACAUGCCGCAGGUGCAGGGCCUGAUGGAAAUCAUGGGCAGGGACUGGGUGGAGCUCUACUGCUGGACGCCCAAUGGGAGCAGCCUGUUCCGGGUGCCGCGGGACCGUGCAUACUGGGAGCUCAUCCACGAGGUGCUGCGUGACUUCUGGUGGGGCAGCGUGAUGCCUGCACGGGAGCUGGCGCUCCUGGGGAAGGACGACGAGGCGAGGUCCUUCGAGCCUCAGCCCAAGCACCGGCUCACGAACCUGGUGCUGUAUAGGAGCAGGAAGCUGGCCUCCGAGGCCAAGCUAUUGUGUAUGGAUGUUGGUGGCCAUGUAGAAUUCUUCAAAUGA
Molecule: messenger RNA, 1065 nt
Organism: Miscanthus lutarioriparius
Lineage: Eukaryota; Viridiplantae; Streptophyta; Magnoliopsida; Poales; Poaceae
Source: the annotation of a GenBank genome assembly